AUGCAGUUCGCCACUCUUCUCGCUUCCGCCUCCGUUGCUGCCGCUGCUGCCAUUAGCAAGCGUGACGUUACCUUCAAGGUCUCCAACUUCGGCGCCGAUUGCAUCCCCCACAGCACCCAGUGCUCUUACGGAUUCACCGUCAUCCAGCCCGGCACCAUGGAGACCACCGGUGUCAACUGCACCGCCCUCGUCGCCGGCAACACUGACGGCACUCUCCCCGAUGUCAAGGAGGGCACCUGCACUCUCUCCUCCCGCACCUUCGACGUCGUCCGCAGCGCCGAGGGUCUCACCCUUACCGUUACCCAGCCGGUUACCCCUAGCAGCAACCAGUCUGGCUCCCACCUUCUCCCCAACUCCGAUUUCGAGAUCUCCAACCAGCCCAACGCUGUUGUCCAGCACUACACCGGUGCCCGCUCUUUCGACCUCGAGUAA
This is a messenger RNA of Colletotrichum fioriniae, 432 nucleotides long. RefSeq lists its product as uncharacterized. The record is from RefSeq and is a predicted model, not a curated record. NCBI's taxonomy places the organism in Eukaryota, Fungi, Ascomycota, Sordariomycetes, Glomerellales, Glomerellaceae.